Molecule: messenger RNA, 4334 nt
Organism: Oryzias melastigma (Indian medaka)
Lineage: Eukaryota; Metazoa; Chordata; Actinopteri; Beloniformes; Adrianichthyidae
Product: protein tyrosine phosphatase non-receptor type 7
Exons: 11
Coding region: 2297-3607 (436 amino acids)
Biological process (GO): protein dephosphorylation
Molecular function (GO): protein tyrosine phosphatase activity
Source: RefSeq, a predicted model, not a curated record
ACUAUUUUCUGGAUCAAGCAGUUCCAGCGCUGAACCAGAACCAGGAGAACUGGGUCUGUCACUUUCCAAAUCCUUAUUCCGAUCCAUUUCUACAUUUAUUUUGAAGUUCUGUUGCUGUUUUAUUGAUGCUAUUUUAUAAAUGUCUUGGUGUUUGUUAAUAGGACGGGAUGUUUGUCAUCAGACAUUGAAUUAAUACAUUUUAUUUGAAAGAACAUGAAAUAUUUAUCACAGAAUACUUCUAAGGAAGUGAUGUGUAUCAGUAUAUGGAAUAAACAGUAGAAUUUAAAAUAUAAAGUUUUAAACACUACAUUAAAAAUAGUGUAAUUAAUGACUACAAAUCCAUCUAGUGUAAAUAAAAACUAAACAUACCCGAGGUAUCAUCAUAUUUAUAGUCAUUGUCAAUUUUUCUUUUCUUUUCUCAAUCUCUUCUUCUUGUAUCAGAAGAAUUUUUUUGUGUUUUUCUUUCUAUUAAAAGUCUUUCUUCUUUCUGUCCCAUUUUCAUUUUUUCUUCAUGUUAGAGUUUGUAACUCCUGGUUCUAUUUAUUGUAUGAAAAUGAAAAUGAAUAAAAAAAAUAGAAUUCUUAAAGGAAUGGACACAGUGAACAGUUUGCUCCACCCUAACAAUGUACUGAAAAUUGAUGUUAUUGUUAUUAUUAUUUUUAUUUUAUCUAUAAGUCCAUCCACCUGCAAAAAAAAAAAAUCUAUCCUAAAGCACAAUAAAGCAUGUGCAUGGGUGAAUGGAAUUGUGACUGCAAAGCGCUUAAGAUUUAAAAAAAAGGUUGGUGUAGAACUCCCCGCCAUUCACUUAUUUAUUUAUUUAUUUAUUUAUUGUUUCCACAUAAAUGUUUACAGGUGACGGAUCCUUCAGAAGGCAAUGCGGCUCCUGAAACAGCAGAUGGCGCCAGAGACACACGGAGGAAAGAGGUUUGUUUAGCUAAGACAAAACAGCAAAAUAAACCAAUUUGUCCUUUUUUAUUUAUUUUCUGUUUUUAGUUAGAGUAAAAAAUGGCAAGGCAUGGGCAAUCAAAACGUUUUUUUUCAAGGUAAGGUUCGAAAUUGAAUAGAACAUGAAAACAGACAUUCUACAAAACAGUAGCAGCUGCUUAUAAUGGUUUUACUAGAAGCUGGUUUGCAGCAUUUGUCCCUGGAUGGGCUUUUUUUUGUAAGAAUGAGAAUUACAAAAAUCAAAAUAAAACAUAAACAAACAAUUGAUGCUAAAAAUUACUUGAAAGACGGAGAGGUUCAAAAGCAGGAGCAAAACUUGAUGUUUUUGUAAUUAUCUUGAAAUCUGUUGCAAAAAUCAAAUUAAAAAUAGGUGAAUUUUGUGGAUUCAAAUGUAAAAUUUCUCAGUUGAAACAUUUUUAUCAAUUAUGUUCUGCAGGAAUUAAAAUAUUGUUAAGUUAAAGUUUUAACAGUUUGUAUUCUCUAUUAAAUAAAUGGUGGUGUAGUGGUUAGCACGCUCGCCUCAGCUUGUCCAGGGGGUAACUCCACCUUUGCACAACAUAGUUGUGGAUAGGCUCCAGCAACCCCAUGACCCUGAAAGGGAUCAAGCAGGAAAAUGGGAGGGUGGAUGGAAUGAAUUCAUCUUCAUUUGGAGCAUUUUUUACCUAAAUAUCCUCGUCUUGUAUGCCUCAGUAUGGACUUUGUUGGCAAAACUUUCCAUCGUUGUUUUAAAAAAUAAAAACUAAGAGAAGAACCUGUUUCUCCAAACACUCGUCUGAACGCUUCAGAUCUGACUGACUGUGGGACGCUGCAGUUGUUGACUGAGGAGCAGCUGUUUUUCUGGAGUUAAUAAUCAGUGCCUGCAGCUUCUCUCUUCCUCUGUUUUCCCUCAUAAGUCACUCGAUCUAUCUAUCUCUCCCUGCAGGUCUCUCCCUGCAGGUCUCUCCCUGUCUCGCAGACACCUGAAGUCAAGGUAAAACCACCAGAAAAACAGGACAAGUCUAUUCCUGCUGCUCCUCUGGCUCAGUGUCCUGACUUUCUGCCGUUCACUAUCACUUUCUGUCUCUGCUCACUUGUUUCUUCUUGCCUGUGUUUUCACAUAAGUUUCACUUGAAGAAGGGAAGCAAGAGGCCGAGUUCGCUCAGGACUGGCGUCCCGUUGAGCGUUCAGCUGCUCAGCCGGUUGGUCACUUUCUACAGACGAUGAGGCUCAGCGAAGUGUGUCGUGUUCCUGGAGUCUCCCCCUCUGACGGCCUGUUGACAGAAGCUGAACCUCAUGGCUCUGAACUCUCUGCACGGUGUUGAGGUGGAGAGCUGAAAGCCUUUCAUACAAGCCACACCCACCAACUAUAAGCAUGGCGGCAGUAAGCUCCACCUCCCUUCCCGCUGAGGAUCCAGUGACACCCCCACCCAUGACCACGCCUCCCCGGAAAGCUUCAGUCCGCCUUCAGGAGAGGAGAGGCUCCAACCUGUCUUUGCUUUUGGAUGUAAGCAAUCUGGGCGUGGAAGCGGUGUGUCACGUCUCCACCCCAAAAGAGGUGUGGCUUCAGUUGCUUCACACCUCCUCCAGGCCUCUCACACACGCUCUGCUGCAGGACGCCGCUGCUGACGCGAAGGCUCUGGACGCCGAGUACCAGAAAAUCCCCACAAACUUUGUGAACCCUGCAGACCUCAACGCUCCAGGACACACAAUGAAAGACAGAUACAAAACCAUCCUCCCCAACCCUGAGAGCCGUGUGAUCUUGAGGAACCCAGAAGAAGAUCCAGGACCGGAGCGUUACAUCAAUGCAAACUACAUCAAGGGCUAUAAAGAGGCUCCGAAUGCAUAUAUUGCCACUCAGGGGCCGAUGGUGCACACCGUUGGAGAUUUCUGGGACAUGGUGUGGCAGGAGAAGAGCAGCAUCAUCGUCAUGGUUACCAGACUCAAGGAGAAUGAUGUGAAAUGUGAGCCUUACUGGCCGCUGCCCCGAUAUGACAUAGAGAAGGUGACAGAGGAAAAGAUGGAGGAGCAUCAGAAGGACGAUGAGGAAGAGACCAGACGGUUCAGCAGAUUCGUGAUCAGACUAAAAGACUGUCAGGAGAAACAUGGCUUCACCGUCACCGACAUGGAGGUCCAGCUGGCCUCAGAGUGUCGUCUCGUCAGACAUUAUUGGUUCACUUCUUGGCCCGACCACCACAUCCCAGAAUGCAUCACUUCUCUGUUGAGACUGGUGGAGGAGGUGGAAGUUUACCGGAAGUCGCUUGAAUCGUCCUUCAGCUCUCAACCGACCUCUGGCCUCCAAGCGGGCCUGGGACCCGUCAUUGUUCACUGCAGUGCAGGCAUCGGCAGGACCGGCUGUUUCAUAGCCAGCAGUAUCUGCUGUCAGCAGCUCAGAGAAACCGCUCAGGUCGACAUCCUCGAGACAGUUUGUAGGCUUCGCCUCGACAGGGGGGGCAUGAUCCAGACAGUGGAGCAGUACCAGUUCCUGUAUGCCACACUGGCCAAGUACAGCUGCCAGCUGCAGCAAAACCAGGAGCAAGCUCAGGGCCAGCCUGAUCCAGUACAACAGAACCAUCAGAACCAAGUGGAUCGCUGUGACAAAGUUGAAAGUCCUGAUCCAACCCAAGAAUUAAUGUCUUCUUGGAAUGAUAACCUCAAGAUUUACGCCAGUGAUCCAAUAAAAUAAUGUUUUACAGAAAAUGUUUUGUUGUAUUUAGAUGUUAAUAGUUAUUUAUACUGUAUUUGCUUCAGCAGCUGACAGGAGUCUCUAAAGAACUGGACCGUAGUUGUUGCUGUGGCCACUAGGUGGCAGCACUGCACCAAAGCUUUCAUCAUUCUGGGACUGGAACCAGCAGCACUCCUGCUGGGAGUAGUUGCAGCUGGUUUUGCUCAUUACCAGGCACAUCUGGAUGGAAAAUCAGAAAAUAUAGGCAAAUAUUAAGGGCACAAAGAAUAGAAUUUUUUUUAUUUUAUUCAGUUAAAUAGGAUUAAAACAAGUUUUUGACUGUUAGCUUUUAAAAUGAAAAUGGAAACAGAUCUCAAGCCUCCAAAUAGUAUUACCACAAAAGAUUAGGAAGAAGAAAAGCUUAUGAAAAAUUAAAUGCAGCAUUGGUUGUACUGAGUGUGUUAUUUAGUGUUUUUGUUUGUGUAGCUGGGCAGCAUGUAGAAGUCAAAUCUGCAGUAGCUGUCCAUAAAAUUGUACACUUAAUUACCAUUUUUUUCUGCUUUAAUAGUCAGUCAAAAUGUUUUUUUUUUUUUAAACUGGUUAUAUAUCAGACUUUUGAUACAAAAUGUUUGUGCAACUGUUCGAAUGAUCUGAAGCCUGUUAAAUGUUUUCAACUUUGUUAAAGUGUAUUUACCAUAUGCCAUAACACUGCUGAAUGUAUUGACAAUAAAGUUGCUUCUAAUCUAAA